GAGGCAGAGAAACUCCUCUGAACGCUCGGCAGAAGUUUAACCUCAAACGCCGCAGUGAAGGAGGGAAAACGAGCCAAAGCUUUCCAACUUCCUGAGCAGGAUGGGGAACACGAAAAGUAGCGCUUUGUCAAAGGAGCUCCUGGAGGACCUGAAAUCCAACACCAAAUAUACCGAAGCCGAGCUGUGCACCUGGUACCAGUCCUUCCUGAAGGAGUGCCCCGGGGGGAAGAUCAGCAAGGAGCAGUUUGAAGGCAUCUACGCCAGCUUCUUCCCAGGCGCCGACCCCACGGCGUACGCUCGGCACGUCUUCAGGAGUUUUGACACCAACGCAGACGGCACUCUGGAUUUUAAGGAGUACAUCGUCGCGCUGCACCUCACCUCUGGAGGAAAGACUCUGCAGAAGCUGGAGUGGGCCUUCGCCUUGUACGACGUGGACGGCAACGGAACCAUCAGCAAAAACGAAAUCCAAGAGAUUGUUAGGUCAAUAUUUAACAUGAUCCCCGUCGAGGACCAGAAGAAACUCCCCGAAGAUGAAAACACACCAGAGAAGAGAGCUGAAAAGAUCUGGACGUUUUUCAGAAAGAAGGAAAACGAUAAAAUCACAGAAGGAGAGUUCAUUCAGGGUGUGAUGGACAACAAGGACAUCCUGCGUUUGAUACAAUACGAUGAACCACAGAAAAUCAAAGACAAGCUGAAAGAGAAGAAGCAAUAAACUGAACUUUUCCUGUAAUUUUGACGUUUUGUUGGUUCGUUUACGUUUUAGCUUGUUGCGAACGCGUCUGUCUGAGUUUUGUCGUGAUGCUGAUUUAAUUUUAUUCCCAGAAAAGCAACAAAGUCUUUUUGUCUAAUAAAACACAAUAACAGCAAACUGGCCGAGCUGGAUGGUGGAUGUGAAGACGCACAUUUAACACAAUUCUUAAAGAGUUGGUCCAAACUUUGUGACAGUGAUUAACCGUGUCCUCUGACUCGUCCACUCAGCAGCUCAUCAA
Molecule: messenger RNA, 989 nt
Organism: Nematolebias whitei (Rio pearlfish)
Lineage: Eukaryota; Metazoa; Chordata; Actinopteri; Cyprinodontiformes; Rivulidae
Gene: rcvrna
Product: recoverin a
Exons: 3
Coding region: 101-712 (203 amino acids)
Molecular function (GO): calcium ion binding
Source: RefSeq, a predicted model, not a curated record